Messenger RNA from Blepharisma stoltei, 3259 nucleotides. Lineage: Eukaryota; Ciliophora; Heterotrichea; Heterotrichida; Blepharismidae. The record is from the annotation of a GenBank genome assembly.
AUGGCAACCCAGAAGAUCAGAGUAGCGAACCCUGUUGCAGAGCUUGAUGGGGAUGAAAUGACCAGAAUCAUUUGGCAGCUGAUUAAAGACAAGCUGAUUUUCCCAUACCUCGACCUUCCAAUUCAAUACUUCGACCUUUCCAUCCAAAACCGUGAUGCCACAAACGAUCAGGUCACGCUAGACUCUGCUAGAGCUAUUCUUGACUGCAAAGUUGGAAUUAAAUGUGCCACAAUCACUCCAGAUGAAGCCAGAGUAGAAGAGUUCAACCUCAAAAAGAUGUGGAAAUCUCCUAAUGGAACUAUCAGAAAUGAGCUUAGAGGAACUGUCUUCAGAGAGCCAAUUAUUUGCAAGAAUGUCCCAAGAAUUGUCCCAGGCUGGAGCAAGCCAAUCAUCAUUGGAAGACACGCCCAUGCUGACCAAUACAGAGCUACUGAUUUCACAGUAGACCGAUCUGGAAAAUUCGAAGUCGUUUUCAAUCCUAAUGACGGCUCAGAAGGCCAAAGAUAUGAAGUCUUUGCUUUCCAAGGAGCUGGAAUUGGGCUAGCAAUGUACAACACUGACGAAUCAAUUGAAGAGUUCGCAAGAUCUUCCUUUGAAUACUCCUUAAACAGAGGCUACCCACUCUUCUUAUCCACAAAAAACACCAUUCUUAAGAAAUAUGACGGAAGAUUCAAAGACAUUUUCCAAGGGAUUUAUGACAGAGAAUAUAAGCAAAAAUUCCAAGAAAAAGGGAUUUAUUAUGAACACAGACUUAUUGACGAUAUGGUCGCUCAAGCUAUCAAAAGUAACGGCGGGUUUGUAUGGGCUUGCAAGAACUAUGACGGGGACGUUCAAAGUGACGUUGUAGCUCAAGGAUAUGGCUCUUUAGGACUUAUGACUAGUGUUUUGGUAUCCCCUUCAGGCGCUAUUGAAGCUGAAGCUGCUCAUGGCACUGUUACAAGACAUUAUAGACUUUAAGGAUUAAGGCUUCCUUGUUUAAUGUCACGCUCAAGGCAAGCCUUUAAAGAAGGCUUGCUCAGCUGCAGGCAAACUCCCUGAGUUUAUCAGCAUUUAUACCAAAGAUAGCUCUGCUCCAGCUUUCGGUCUGGCUCUUGGAGCUUUUUUCUGAGCCUGAGAGUGCAUAGUUUAGAGAUUGGAUGGCUGCUGCUUCAGUGAAUCGAAUCCCAAGCUAAGAAUAAAUUCUCUAGCUAGUAUCGGUACAAUUAUGCCUUCGCUGUUGGCACUAGAUGCCUCCAGGGUGAAAAGCCUAUUAUCUCUUGAUAUCCAUCGGGAAGACCUUAAGUCCUCGUUAUUGUUGGGCAAGGAGACAAAUUCAAGCUGAAUGCAAAUGCCUAGUAUCCGAUCCUCCUUUCCUGCUCAGUUUAGGUUCAGGCCGUAGCAGGCCCCCAAAAUCUGAACAUGUCGGGAGAGGGCAUCUCCAUUUUAUUUGUGCACAAGACAUUAUCGACAAUGGCAAAAAGGAGAAGAAACAUCAACAAACCCAGUUGCUUCCAUUUUUGCUUGGACUCGUGGACUAUUACACAGAGCAAAACUUGAUGGGAAUGAAGAACUUAAACAUUUCUGUGAAACCUUAGAAGCCGCAACUAUAAAGACAAUAGAACUUGGGUUCAUGACUAAAGAUUUGGCUUUAUGCGUCCACGGAAACCAAAUGAGAAGAGAGCACUGGCUUAACACUGAAGAAUUUUUCAAUAAAUUAGCUGAAGUGUUGGCUGCUGAACUAGCAAAGCCUUGCUGUUCUGAAGAAACCAAAGAAUGCUGUGAAAAAUCCUGUGAACAGUUUUGCAAAGAGUUCUGUAAGAAGUGCUGUGAUGAAUACUGUCAAAGCCACAGCAAAGAAGGAAAAGAAGUUUGCCAAGAAGCCUGCUUAAAGCAUUGCUUAGAAUCUUGCUUAGAAAGGUGUUGCCAAGAAUGCGUGAAGAGUUGUGAAGAAUCUGGCAAAGAAUCUGGCAAAGAAUGCUGUAGAGAAGUAUGCGAACAAAAAUGCAGAGAAUGGUGCCAGCAAGUCUGCCAAGAGAAUUGUUGCAAGGAAAAAAAGGAAUGCUGUGAGAAAUCUUGUGAAGAGAUUUGCAAAGAGUUCUGUAGGAAAUGUUGUGAUGAAUUCUGUCAGAGCCACAGCAAAGAAGGAAAAGAAGUUUGCAAAGAAGCCUGCUUAAAGCAUUGCUUAGAAUCUUGCUUAGAAAGGUGCUGCCAAGAAUGCGUAAAGAGUUGUGAAGAAUCUGGCAAAGAAUUCUGCAGAGAAGUAUGCGAACAAAAAUGCAGAGAAUGGUGUCAGCAAGUCUGCCAAGAGAGGUGUUGUGAGGAAACCAAAGAAUGCUGCGAGAAAUCCUGUGAAGAGAUUUGCAAAGAGUUCUGUAGGAAAUGCUGUGAUGAAUUCUGCCAAAGCCACAGCACAGAAGGAAAAGAAGUUUGCAAAGAAGCCUGUUUAAAGCAUUGCUUAGAAUCUUGUUUAGAAAGAUGCUGCCAAGAAUGCGUAAAGAGUUGUGAAGAAUCUGGCAAAGAAUUCUGCAGAGAAGUAUGCGAACAGAAAUGCAGAGAAUGGUGUCAACAAGUCUGCCAAGAGAGGUGUUGUGAGGAAACCAAAGAAUGCUGCGAGAAAUCCUGUGAAGAGAUUUGCAAAGAGUUCUGUAGGAAAUGUUGUGAUGAAUUCUGCCAAAGCCACAGCAAAGAAGGAAAAGAAGCUUGUCAAGAAGCCUGCUUAAAGCACUGCUUACUCCCCCCUCUGUGAGCGAACAAAAACAUGGGAAAAAUCCCUGUUUUUUUGGUAAAACCCUCCCUCCGUGAGAUAGCAAAAAAUUUUUUAAUAUUGCAAUUUUUUAGGAAAAACAAAAUUUGAUAUUUAAGUGAUAAUUAUUAUAACGAAAUCUCUAGCUAAUAUAGUUUAAUUUUAAAUAGCUUGCAUUUUAAAAUAUAAAUUUUCAAAUUAAAUUGUUUUUACAAAUGAGAAUUUUUAAAUUUUGAAAAAUUUCUAUAUAAAUUUUUAAAAAAAAAUAGCUCACUCGAGCGAACAAAAAUUUUUAUUCGCUCAUGGAGGGGGGAGUUAGAAUCUUGCUUAGAAAGAUGCUGCCAAGAAUGCGUAAAGAGUUGUGAAGAAUCUGGAAAAGAAUUCUGCAGAGAAGUAUGCGAACAGAAAUGCAGAGAAUGGUGUCAACAAGUCUGUCAAGAGAAUUGUUGCAAGCAAAGAAAGGAAUGCAGCGAAGAAAGUAAAGGAGGCAGCGAAGAAAGCAAAGGAUGCUGCGGAGGAAGAAAAGGGUGCUGCUAG